Messenger RNA from Penicillium vulpinum, 2037 nucleotides. Its product is annotated as putative Melibiase subfamily. The record is from RefSeq and is a predicted model, not a curated record. Gene Ontology annotation, molecular function: alpha-galactosidase activity. Lineage: Eukaryota; Fungi; Ascomycota; Eurotiomycetes; Eurotiales; Aspergillaceae. The transcript has a single exon. Gene Ontology annotation, biological process: carbohydrate catabolic process. Bases 1 to 2037 code for a protein of 678 amino acids.
AUGGUGCAGGCCCGAAAGUCGGCCUCACUCCUUUUUGAGUCAUCCGAAUUGUCGCUGAUUAGCGUCAAACUGGCAGGCGAGGGUAACACACACGAUAAAACUGCAAAAUGUCUAGUGGGAAGCCGUCUUUCUGCGCGAAUGAGAUACGAAAGCCACAGGAUACAGAACGAUGGCGAGGUAGAGAAAUUGGAGAUUCAGAGCCGAGAUGCAGUUACAAAAACCCUGGUCACCGUUUGCCUCUCUAUAUACGGAGCAAUUCCAGCCCUGAGGUCGUCAGCUACGAUAACAAAUGAAUCCGAGGAUACCGACAUAACCGUCACCCAACUCUCCUCCAUUGCAGUUGGUGGCUUGACGACAAAUUCACCGCAGUGGUACCAUGAUUACACACUCUGGACAAGUACAAACACUUGGUUUCGAGAGGCACAGUGGCGUAAGCAGACAUUACCCGAAAUCGGUAUCGACAAUGAUGGGAUCUGUGAGCUUCCCGACGGACACCUGGGCUCACAGGCGGCGUUUACCCUCCAAAAUCAUGGCUCCUUUUCCACAAACGGCCAUUUAUCGAUGGGUGCCCUAGUUUCAAAGGAUAAUAACGAUACCUGGCUCUGGCAGGUUGAAAAUAAUGGGUCCUGGCGGUGGGAAAUCGGAGACUACAAAGAUAGCAUCUAUCUUGCUGCUGGCGGUCCAACAGGAAUGGACCACGACUGGAAACAAGUACUGCGCCCUGGACAGAGCUUUACCACGGUUCCUGUCGCUUUGGCUCACGUGGAUGGUGGCCUGGAAUCAGCAUUCGCCGCACUCACUGAUUAUCGGCGACAGAUCAGAAGGCCGCACAAGGACAAUGAGAACCUCCCUAUCAUCUUCAACGACUACAUGAAUUGUCUUAUGGGUGAUCCAGAUGAGGACAAGGUAGCAGCUCUUAUCGAUCCGGUGGCCAAGACGGGGGCUGAGUACUUCGUGAUCGAUGCGGGAUGGUACGCGGAUGAUGGUAUCUGGUGGGAUGAUGUGGGGCUAUGGGAGCCUUCAAAAAAGCGUUUUCCGUCCGGGUUCAAAGUCCUUCUAGACAAGAUCAGGGGCAAGGGGCUUAUUCCUGGCUUGUGGAUCGAACCGGAAGUUGUUGGCGUACGAAGUGUAGUGGCCAAUCGUCUCCCCAAAGACGCUUUUUUCCAAGAGUGUGGCCAGCGAGUUGUCGAAAAAGGCAGAUUCCAACUUGACUAUCGUCACCCGGAGGUCCGAGCUUGGAUAGACAAGAUUAUCUAUAACCUCGUCGUGAACUAUGGUGUGGGAUACCUCAAGUUCGACUACAAUAUUGAAGUCACACAAGGCACAGACGUUGGGGGGUCGUCAUCUGCUGGGUCUGCACAUCUCGAACAUCAGCGGGCGUACCUCGUAUGGGUCAGAUCGUUGCUUGACAGGUACCCCACGCUCGUUAUUGAGAACUGCUCGAGUGGUGGACAGCGUAUGGAAUAUGCCAUGUUAUCGGUUCAUUCACUCCAAUCGACAAGUGAUCAGCAGAAUCCGGCACUCUAUGCGGCUAUUGCUGCAGCCUUGCCAACCGCUGUUGCCCCAGAACAAAGCGCAACUUGGGCCUACCCCCAACCCGAAUGGAGUGACGAGCUCAAUGCAUUCACUGUCGUCAAUAGUCUACUAGGACGUGUUCACCUUAGUGGCCGCUUAGACAAGCUCAGCCCUGGUCAGCUCAGACUUGUGAUAGAAGGUAUGGACGUGUAUAAGAUUAUUCGUUCGCACUUGAACUCUGCACAUCCCAUUUGGCCCCUUGGGCUUCCUCAAUGGCACGAUGACUGGGUGUCUCUUGCUUUGGUUACAAAGAAGAACGGCAUAUAUCUUGCUGUCUGGCGGAGAGGUGGUGUUACAGAAAAAGACUUGCCAGUGAAGUUGCCUGACGGUCAAACUGCAACCACAGCAAAGGUGCUAUACCCAACUUGUUUUAGCACUGACGCAACGUGGAAUAAGACAUCGGCAAUACUACGCUUGAAACUUCCCGACACAGUCUGCGCUCGGCUUUUACACAUUUUGUGA